Messenger RNA from Lepisosteus oculatus (spotted gar), 2940 nucleotides. NCBI's taxonomy places the organism in Eukaryota, Metazoa, Chordata, Actinopteri, Semionotiformes, Lepisosteidae. The record is from RefSeq and is a predicted model, not a curated record.
GGCUGCAGCUACUGUACACAGUUGCGUAGAAGCUAAACUCGUCGCUCAAUGCGGAAGUGUAAGCAAAGCGAAAGUUACACACUGGAAGUUCAGACCCUUCUGUCCAGCAAGAUCAAAUGCUGAACCUCUCCUACAAUCAUCCUUGAUCUGUUGUCUUUCUCAGGAAUGGCGUUAUCCAGUAAUAUCCUGUCUGAAGAGCAAUUACGCUGCUCUGUAUGUUUGGAUAUAUUUGAUAAACCUGUAACCAUUCCCUGUGGCCACAACUUCUGCAUGGUGUGUAUAGAAAGAUCCUGGGAAAACCGUGUUUUGUGCCAAUGUCCUUUGUGUAAGGAGAUAUUCAAUAAGAAACCUGAUCUCCGUGUGAACAGAAGCUUUGCGGAAAUAACUGAACAGUUCAAGAGAACAAGACCUAGCAGCUCCGAGGAAUUCUCUGUUAAACCAGGAGAAGUGCUCUGUGAUUUCUGCACCACAGAAAGACUUAAUGCAGUGAAAUCCUGCUUGGUGUGUCUGGCCUCUUACUGCGAUGAGCAUAUCAAACCUCAUUAUCAAGGAACAGCUUUCAGGAGACACAGACUGAUUGACCCUGUGAACAAUCUGGAAAAUCGGAUCUGCAAGAAACAUGAGCGAUGCCUGGAGCUGUUCUGCAAGACUGACCAGAUGUGUAUUUGUCAGUUAUGUACAGAGACAGACCACAGGUCUCACAAUACUGUCUCAGCAGAGACUGAAUGGUUAGAGAAAAAGGCUCAGCUGGGAGAAACUGAAGUAAAAAUACAGCAAAUGAUCCAGUACAGACGAAAAAAGAUGGAAGAGAUCAAAAUAUCCAUGGAGCACAGCAAAAGCCGUGCAUGCAGAGAGGUUGAGAACAGUUUUCAGGUCUUCAGUGACUUAAUUCGCUCCAUUGAGAGAAGCCAGGCUGAGCUCCUUGAACUGAGUGAGGAGAAGCAGAAAGCCGCAGAGAGGCUGGCUGAAAGUCUCAUUAAGGAGCUGGAGGAUGAAAUCACUGAAAUACAGAGGAGACAUGCUGAGCUGGAGCAGCUCUCACAUACUGAGGACUACAUCGACUUUCUGCAGGUAAGCAGAUUCUAUUUAUGUAAAAAAAGUCACAAAACCUGUGACCUGCCAAGAGAUCACACUGACCUGUGCUUGGCAGAUUUGAGAAGAGCUGUGUGUCAACUGGAGGACAGACUUAGCGAGGAAAUAGAAAAACUGCCUGAAAUCAAGAUGAGGAAGAUGCGGCAAAAUGCAGUCGACGUUGUUCUGGACCCCAAUACGGCCCAUCCCAGUCUCAUACUGUCUGCUGAUGGGAAGCAAGCGAGACACGGAGACAUACGGCAGGUUUUCCAUGACAAUCCGGAGAGAUUUGAUGCUUGUGUCAAUGUCCUGGGGAAGGAUGGUUUCACCUCAGGGAAACACUAUUGGGAGGUGCAGGUGGACGAGAAGACUGAAUGGACUUUAGGAGUCGCCAGUGAGUCAAUUGAGAGGAAGGGGAAGAUUACACUGAGUCCUAAGAAAGGUUACUGGACUGUGGGAUUGAGGAAUUCUCACGAGUACAAGGCUUUCUCUCGUCCUUCUUCUGUCCUCCUACUGAGCACAAAGCCCAGGAAGAUCGGGGUAUAUGUAGAUUAUGAAAAGGGACAGGUUUCAUUUUAUGAUGCAGAGGCCAGGACACAUAUCUAUACUUUCACUGAUACCUUCAAGGAGAAAAUGUAUCCUCACUUCAGCCCUGGUGCACAUGAGGGAGGUAGAAACACAGCCCCACUGAUUAUCUCCCCCAUCAAUCAGGCAGAUUAUCAGUGGAAUGGAAUGCAAGAAUCCUAACCAGUAAGGCAUAAUACAAAUAAAAUAAACAGAUAAAACUUACAGUAUAUUAUUUAAUAUACUGUAAAUCAGCUCUCAGCAGCAUGCCACGAAGGAUAUUGAAAUUGUAAAACGGAUUGUUUAUUUCUAGAAAAGAUUCUUUAUAACUGAAAUUUGGUUGAGGCUACUAUAUACUGCUACGUAUGUGCAAUCUGUUUUCUGAAACAUUCAGAUGUCACCGUUUCCUUAAUGUGUCUAGAUUUGGAAGCGUUUCACCAUAAAGAGAGCAGGACAGUGGAGGGUUUAGCAUGGUAAGUGUGUUGCUGAAUUGAUGAAGAGCAAGGAAAGUAGCACAGAAACGUCGAUGAUAUGAAAUCAAGUAGAAGGAAUUUCAGACGUGUCCUGAGAGGUAAAUACUAGCAUUAUAAAGUGACGUAUCUGAGCCAGAUAAAGUGGGAGAUGGGAAAGUGCAUUUACUUCUUUACCCCAAAGGGCUGUAGAAAGAUGGAACAUAUUUCCCAGCCAUAUUGAAUCUGAUCACCUGUCUUAUGUCAAAGGAACAGAUGGAUGAGAUCUUGAUCCUUUGGUAGCUACCUGAUACCAAAUGGACUAGAUAGGCUGAAAGGCCCCCUCUGUUUUCUACCCUUCUAAGUUCUUAUGUACUUCCUAGGUGUAUUUCGGGGCCUGGCCUUUUCUGGUUGCAAUGCGCAUUACAGUUUGUAGCUUUAGUGUAUUUCUAAUGAACAUCAGAUUAACUAACAUUUAAGUGGUGCUGGUGAAACAGGACUAAUACUCUUUUACCUGGGUGACAAUAUUCAAAAUAAAUUUGUGCUGCUGAACUGUAGUUGGUGCUGUCUAACUGCUAGGACAUUAUCUCUGCCACUGUACAAGUAGGAAUUUGAACCCAACUGUCUUCUACUCUUCCACUCUUGCUUGCAAAUCUGGUCUGCAUGACUGUUUCUCCUGACUCAGCAGUGAAGAUAUUUAUAAAGUCUCUUCUUCUGAUUCUGUGUAUUAGGGCUGUUGAUGUAUACCUGCUACCGCAUUGCCCAAGGUUCCAAAUAAAAAUGUCUAAAAAAGUUUAUAAGGCUGUGGGUAUAAUCAGUUAAACAUUUUGAAUAAAUUGCAAUAUUGUUUUACACC